Opisthorchis viverrini is the source of this 645-nucleotide messenger RNA. RefSeq lists its product as hypothetical. The annotation marks the transcript as partial. The record is from RefSeq and is a predicted model, not a curated record. NCBI's taxonomy places the organism in Eukaryota, Metazoa, Platyhelminthes, Trematoda, Opisthorchiida, Opisthorchiidae. Gene Ontology annotation, biological process: cell adhesion. The transcript is spliced from 5 exons. Gene Ontology annotation, molecular function: actin filament binding.
UCUUUCCACACGAAGUCAAUAGAGCGUAUUCUGAGCCCGGUAGCGCAGCAGGUCUCGAAGUUGAUCCUGCUAUUUGAAGACGCAGGAACAGGUACAGAAAUCCCUGAUCUCAAACAACGUGUGAACGUAGUUAAACUUGCUGUCGAUAAUCUAAUUAAAGUCGGGUAUGACACGAUAGCCGCAAGCGACGAUGAGUUGCUUCGCCGCGACAUGCCCCCCUCUCUCAAGCGCGUGGAGGAUGCAUCCCAUUAUUUACAGGAGGCGGUUUUGCUGUUACAGAGUGAUUCAGGAUCAGGCGCGGCCCGAAAAAAGCUUAUAGAGGGGUCCAGAGGUAUCCUCCAGGGAACCUCCUCAGUUCUUCUCACUUUCGAUAUGUCUGAGGUUCGGAAGAUAAUAGCACAUUGCAGGACGGUUUUGAACGUAUUGGUAACAACAGACGAGGUGGAUUCACUUGCCCAGUUGGCUGAUUUCGUCAAGCGACUCACACCGUGUAUGGCGCACAUGAUCAAGGAAGUAGACAAUCGGCAAGAAGAGCUCACGAUCCAGUCACAUGCCGCAUUACUUCGUCGGGGUAUCGAGCAAUUGAAACGGCUUACGCCGAUACUCAUUUCAUCUUUAAAACUGCAUAUCAAUGCUUAUCAGAAC